Mercenaria mercenaria is the source of this 848-nucleotide messenger RNA. RefSeq lists its product as uncharacterized. Bases 64 to 543 code for a protein of 159 amino acids. Lineage: Eukaryota; Metazoa; Mollusca; Bivalvia; Venerida; Veneridae. The transcript has 6 exons. The record is from RefSeq and is a predicted model, not a curated record.
GUUUCAAUUUAUAUCAUGUGAUGGUGACUUACUACAUCACGUGAUAAAUGCAGACGAGCUAAAAUGGCGACAACCGAUUCAAAAGUAACCGGACUGGAUAGUAAUGCUAUUUACUAUGAAGUUUCACCGACUAUUAUUUGUAUCAUGCGGCUGUACAACAUUUUGACAUUGCUAAUGGUUCUGAUAGCUUUCACCAUAUGUCUUAUAAAAGGACACGAAAGCGAAUCAAAUUAUCUCCUAGCCUGCAAUCUCGUGCUCAGUGGACUAAUUGCAAUAGUUAUUAACUGGUGGUACAGAAAAAAUGAGCUUGCUGCUGACAAAUACUGGUACAUUUUCCUAUUGUCAACUGUGAUUAUCUUCCAAACGAUAACGACAGAUGUAUAUGUAUUUCACGUCCUGCCGACGGCCGCACCGACGGAAGGACCGCCGAGAACACUGUCAACAAUGCCCUAUACCGGAACUUCAAUUUCUUGGCGUACAAUAAACAGCUCUACAAUAACACCACCUCCAUCAGCGUUUCCAUUUCAAAUUCAGUCACCUUAAAUUGGGCAUAUCUUUUAUCUGAAGACAAAACAAAACGUUCGACAGGGUUAAAUGUACAGAAGAAAACACGCCGUGGUUGCAAAAACACUUUUCUUGAAAUAGAGCUAUAUAUUGGAGGUGUGAAGUAUCAUCAAACCUGAAAUAGCACACUCGGUUGUUAUAGACAAAACUUGUCGAAAAACCUUCUGUAAAAACUUUGCAACUGUGAUAUGUUAUUAUUAUUAUUGUAUGCAUGUUGUAUAUCUAUGGAUUAGAUCAAAUGAAUGUUUUAUAUGAUACAUGUGUAAUAAAACUUUGAAGCUUUC